This is a messenger RNA of Coccomyxa subellipsoidea C-169, 894 nucleotides long. RefSeq lists its product as hypothetical. The record is from RefSeq and is a predicted model, not a curated record. The transcript has 8 exons. Bases 1 to 894 code for a protein of 297 amino acids. NCBI's taxonomy places the organism in Eukaryota, Viridiplantae, Chlorophyta, Trebouxiophyceae, Coccomyxaceae. Gene Ontology annotation, molecular function: glycosyltransferase activity.
AUGGCUGUAAUGUACAGGAUCGCAGCCCCUAUGACAUGCCUGCGCAAUUUUGUCCUGCUGCAUGGGUCCACAGUUUCCCACAUGUGCUCAGCACCCUUCCAGCAGGCACCAGGAGAUGAGGUGGCAGAGUAUGACAUCGUUAUGGAGGUGGACACAGAGGAGCUGACAGAGAACGCUUACAAGGUCGGCAAGUUUGCCGGCAAUGUCACGCUGCUUGUGGAAGCUCAGGAGGAAGGCAUCAUGCACAGCCACCUGGUACCGGAGGGGAAGCAGGUGAAAGUGGGGACACCAGUGGCGCUGAUGGCUGAGCAGCGCGAGUCACUGCCAGAACUGGAUGGGUUCAAACCGCCAGAGGAUGUGUACGCGGAGAAAGAAGCAGUGAGGACGCUGAUCUGGCAGUCCUUCCUCAAGUCCCUGCACCUUGUUGUGGAAGCUCCCAUCCGCUAUAAUUGCCCAGCCGAUGAGGGCCGCAGGAACUUCCUGGUGGUGCCUUACAGCAGCCCAGAGUUUGUAGAGGAUGGUAACGUGGCAGAGGUGGAGAGAGACAUUGAUCUCUUCUUCCAAGGCCAUUGUUCAGAUCACUUGCUGGCGCUGGCCAUCCGGAAAUUCACUGCAGAGUAUCUGGAAGGCCUCCAUGCUCCUGGCGUGCAAGUGGCCUGCGACAAAUCUAACUCGCACAAGGAGCUCCGAGGAACUCUGAGGCGGUCAAAGUUCUGCCUGGUAAUUGCUGGGGAGACUGCCAGCACCAGGCGACUGACAGAUGUCAUGCUGGCUGGAUGCAUCCCAGUGUUCUUAGGCCCACCAUGGCACUCCCUGCCGCUGGCACAGUGGGUGGAUUAUUCAUCGUUUGCCAUCUUUGUGGAGCUGGCUGCCUACAGGCAAGCACAAAUCUGA